Molecule: messenger RNA, 3794 nt
Organism: Cynocephalus volans (Philippine flying lemur)
Lineage: Eukaryota; Metazoa; Chordata; Mammalia; Dermoptera; Cynocephalidae
Gene: AGAP2
Product: ArfGAP with GTPase domain, ankyrin repeat and PH domain 2
Exons: 19
Coding region: 1-3582 (1193 amino acids)
Biological process (GO): negative regulation of neuron apoptotic process; activation of GTPase activity
Cellular component (GO): nucleus
Molecular function (GO): GTPase activator activity; GTPase activity; protein binding
Source: RefSeq, a predicted model, not a curated record
AUGAGCCGGGGCGCGGGCGCGCUUCAGCGCCGGACAACGACCUACCUCAUCUCGCUGACCCUGGUAAAGCUCGAGUCGGUGCCUCCGCCGCCGCCUUCUCCGUCUGCGGCCGCAGCUGGCGCCCCGGCGGCCAGAGGCUCUGAGACCGGGGAUCCUGGCAGCCCCCGAGGCGCGGAGGAGCCGGGCAAGAAGCGGCACGAGCGUCUCUUCCACCGGCAGGAUGCGCUGUGGAUCAGCACCAGCAGCGCGGGCGCAGGGGGCGCGGAGCCCCCCGCCCUGUCCCCGGCUCCAGCCAGUCCGGCCCGCCCCGUCUCCCCAGCUCCAGGCCGCCGCCUCUCCCUCUGGGCCGCCCCUCCAGGACCCCAGCUCUCCGGGGGGCUGAGCCCCGACCCCAAGCCCGGGGUCGCCCCCACCUCAUCCCGGCGCCCCCUACUCAGCAGCCCUAGCUGGGGGGGCCCGGAACCCGAAGGCCGGGCGGGCGGCGGCGUCCCCGGCUCUUCUUCCCCACACCCUGGCACCGGCAGUCGGAGGCUCAAGGUGGCACCUCCUCCGCCGGCUCCCAAGCCUUGCAAGACCGUGACUACGAGUGGAGCCAAAGCCGGCGGUGGCAAGGGCGCGGGUAGCCGCCUGUCAUGGCCGGAAAGCGAGGGCAAGCCCAGGGUCAAGGGGUCAAAGAGCAGCGCUGGAACUGGAGCUUCUGCCUCUGCUGCUGCCGCCACCGCCGGCGUUGCCGGGGGUGGGGGCGCUGCAUCCGCGACCUCUGGUGGGGUCGGGGCUGGGGCCGCAGCCCGAGGGAAGCUGUCCCCUCGGAAAGGCAAGAGUAAGACCUUGGACAACAGUGAUUUGCACCCAGGACCGCCUGCCGGUUCUCCUCCUCCGCUAACCGUCCCAGCAACCCCAGCUCCAGCCGCUGCUGUCCCCGCCGCCUCCGCGCAGUCCCCCGGGCCUGCACCUCCAAUCACUCUGGAGCCUCCAGCUCCGGGGCUGAAAAGAGGCCGGGAGGGGGGCCGAGCUUCGACUCGUGACCGCAAGAUGCUCAAGUUUAUCAGCGGCAUCUUCACCAAAAGCACAGGGGGGCCUCCUGGCUCCGGACCCCUUCCCGGACCCCCAGGCCUGUCUUCUGGCAGCGGGUCCAGGGAGCUGCUGGGCGCAGAGCUCCGCGCCUCCCCUAAGGCCGUGGUCAAUAGCCAGGAAUGGACUCUGAGCCGCUCCAUUCCUGAACUGCGCCUGGGUGUGCUGGGUGACACCAGGAGUGGGAAGUCAUCGCUCAUCCACCGAUUCCUGACUGGUUCAUACCAGGUGCUGGAGAAGACAGAGAGUGAGCAGUACAAGAAAGAGAUGUUGGUGGAUGGACAGACCCAUCUGGUGCUAAUCCGAGAGGAAGCUGGGGCACCUGAUGCCAAGUUCUCAGGCUGGGCAGAUGCUGUGAUCUUCGUCUUCAGCCUGGAGGAUGAGAAUAGUUUCCAGGCUGUGAGCCGUCUCCAUGGGCAGCUGAGCUCCCUUCGGGGGGAGGGACGAGGAGGCCUGGCCCUGGCACUGGUAGGGACACAAGACAGAAUCAGUGCUUCUUCUCCCCGGGUGGUGGGUGAUGCUCGUGCCAGAGCUCUGUGCUCAGACAUGAAACGCUGCAGCUACUAUGAGACUUGUGCAACGUAUGGACUCAAUGUGGAUCGGGUCUUCCAGGAGGUUGCCCAAAAGGUGGUGACCUUGCGCAAACAGCAACAGCUUCUGGCUGCCUGCAAGUCCCUGCCCAGCUCCCCAAGCCACUCAGCUGCUUCCACCCCUGUAGCUGGGCAGGCUAGUAACGGGGGCCAUACUAGCGACUACUCUUCUUCCCUCCCGUCCUCACCCAAUGUUGGUCACCGGGAGCUCCGAGCUGAGGCAGCUGCAGUGGCUGGAUUGAGCACUCCAGGGUCCCUGCACCGGGCAGCCAAGCGCAGGACCAGCCUUUUUGCGAAUCGUCGAGGUAGUGACUCUGAGAAGCGGAGCUUGGACAGUCGGGGAGAGACCACAGGGAGUGGGCGAGCCAUCCCCAUCAAACAGAGCUUCCUACUAAAGCGAAGUGGCAAUUCCUUGAACAAAGAAUGGAAGAAGAAAUAUGUGACCCUGUCCAGUAAUGGCUUCCUACUCUACCACCCCAGCAUUAACGAUUACAUCCAUAGUACACAUGGCAAGGAGAUGGACUUGCUACGAACAACAGUCAAAGUCCCGGGCAAGCGUCCCCCAAGGGCCAUCUCUGCUUUUGGCCCGUCAGCCAGCAUCAAUGGGCUGGUCAAGGACAUGAGCACUGUCCAGAUGGGUGAAGGCCCUGAAGCCACUACUCCCAUGCCAAGCCCAAGCCCCAGCCCCAGUUCCCUGCAGCCACCACCAGACCAGACAUCCAAGCACCUGCUGAAGCCAGACCGGAAUUUGGCCCGAGCCCUCAGCACCGAUUGUACCCCAUCUGGAGAUCUGAGCCCCCUGAGUCGGGAACCUCCUCCUUCUCCCAUGGUAAAGAAGCAGAGGAGGAAAAAAUUGACAACACCAUCCAAGACUGAAGGCUCAGCUGGGCAGGCUGAAGCCAAGCGCAAAAUGUGGAAACUAAAAUCCUUUGGUAGUUUAAGAAAUAUUUAUAAAGCAGAGGAAAACUUCGAGUUCCUGAUCGUGUCCAGCACUGGUCAGACAUGGCACUUUGAGGCAGCCAGUUUUGAGGAGCGGGAUGCCUGGGUCCAGGCCAUUGAGAGUCAGAUCCUAGCCAGUCUGCAAUGCUGUGAGAGCAGCAAGGUCAAGCUGCGCACAGACAGUCAAAGUGAAGCCGUGGCCAUCCAGGCCAUCCGGAACGCCAAGGGGAACUCUAUUUGUGUGGACUGCGGGGCCCCCAACCCCACGUGGGCCAGCUUGAACCUGGGCGCACUCAUCUGUAUCGAGUGUUCUGGCAUCCACCGGAACCUAGGCACACACCUGUCCCGCGUUCGCUCACUCGACUUGGACGACUGGCCGCGGGAGCUGACCCUGGUGCUGACGGCCAUUGGCAACGAUAUGGCCAACCGCGUGUGGGAGAGCGACACGCGAGGCCGCGCCAAGCCCACGCGGGACUCUUCGCGGGAGGAGCGUGAGUCGUGGAUUCGCGCCAAGUAUGAGCAGCUGCUGUUCCUGGCGCCGCUGGGCACCACCGAAGAGCCGCUGGGCCGCCAGCUGUGGGCCGCGGUGCAGGCCCAGGACGUGGCCGCCGUUCUCCUGCUUCUGGCCCACGCGCGACACGGACCGCUGGACACCAGCGUAGAGGACCCGCAGCUCCGCUCCCCACUUCACCUGGCGGCCGAGCUCGCCCACGUCGUCAUCACGCAACUGCUGCUGUGGUACGGCGCCGACGUGGCGGCCCGCGACGCGCAGGGUCGCACGGCGCUGUUCUACGCCCGCCAGGCCGGGAGCCAGCUGUGCGCCGACAUCCUCCUCCAGCACGGCUGCCCAGGGGAGGGCGGCAGCACAGCCACCCCGCCCGGCACGGCCACCACCCCCAGCAUUACCGCCACGCCCAGCCCCCGUCGCCGGAGCAGCGCCGCCAGCGUGGGCCGCGCCGACGCCCCCGUCGCGCUGGUAUAGUUGCCCAGCGGGAGAGACACCCCCACCCCCGCGCGGGACGGGCACGACCACACCGGGUGGACCGCUGGACCGAUGCACCCACUCACCUCUCUAAUGCACACCCUGCCCCACGGGAGCACUUCCUACCCCACGAGGGCACAGCCCGCACGCCUCCCAGAAGACACAAACUCACCUCCCUCUCCCCGACGAGGCAUGGAGACCCCAGCUCAACA